This is a messenger RNA of Prunus persica (peach), 903 nucleotides long. RefSeq names its product auxin-responsive protein IAA31. The transcript has 4 exons. Lineage: Eukaryota; Viridiplantae; Streptophyta; Magnoliopsida; Rosales; Rosaceae. The record is from RefSeq and is a predicted model, not a curated record. Gene Ontology annotation, cellular component: nucleus. Bases 133 to 720 code for a protein of 195 amino acids. Gene Ontology annotation, molecular function: protein binding. Gene Ontology annotation, biological process: regulation of DNA-templated transcription.
GAGUUGGCUCUGCCUGCCUCCUCUCUUUUUUUCUGGAGUAGUUUGUGUGUGUGUGUAUAUAUAUUAUACACACAGUUUCAUGGCCUGAGAUAGCGGCUUUUUCUCUCUGAAGUCUUAAUAUCUGAGUAGAAAAUGGGAAGAGCUGCACAUUCAUCAUCUUCUUCAAUAGAUAGCAGCAGCCAUCCUGAUCUUCUUCUUCCUGUGCCUGCUGGCUCAUCAUCUUCUUCCUCUCUUUCUCAGAAAAUCAAUGGCAAUUAUGGUAACAGUCAUAUCAACACAAGAACAGAUUUGAGCACUGAUCUAAGACUUGGCCUCAGCAUCUCCCCCUCUAGUCACAGUGACUUGUCUUCCACUUCAACCCCAGGGGAGGAAGCACUGAUAAACUGGCCACCAAUCAAAUCUAUCUUGAGGAGCAGACUUGCAGGAAAAGCAGACCAUCCCUCCUUAUUUGUGAAGGUCUACAUGGAAGGCAUUCCAAUUGGUAGAAAACUGAAUCUGUUUGCACAUGAUGGCUAUGCUGCUUUGAUUACAACUCUUAGCCUCAUGUUCAAGGCCACCAUUCUAUCAGGUCCUGAGGAAAAUCAUGUUCAUUCAGACAAAUAUCAUGUGCUGACUUAUGAAGAUCAAGAAGGAGAUUGGAUGCUGGUUGGAGAUGUGCCUUGGGAGAUAUUCUUGACAACUGUGAAAAGAUUGAAGAUCACCAGAGCAGACAGAUGUUAGUUAAUUUUUUUUGGUCAUCUCGGACUCAGUUAGCAGAUAUACUCUGCCCUGAUACAGUUUUGUCCUAGUGGUGGUUCAUAACUACAUACUCAAAAGAAAUUCAGAUUAAUACAUAGUUUGGGGCUGCAUCCAAUAUUGUGUACAUUAUCAAAUAUAAUAACAGUUGUAUUUGUAGACUUUUUU